Molecule: messenger RNA, 486 nt
Organism: Effrenium voratum
Lineage: Eukaryota; Dinophyceae; Suessiales; Symbiodiniaceae
Source: the annotation of a GenBank genome assembly
AUGGCGCUGGGGGAUGAGAUGGAAUGCCGCUGGCCUAUGGCGCCGGAGAAUCGCAACAGGACCCUGGCAAAGCUCUUUGACGCGGCCAACGACACGCCGCAAGCACAGGUGUCCUCACGGGCGACGCCGGUGACCUUCGAAGAAGCACGGGCAGCGCGGCGCAGGGGCGAGCAGGUCAUCUCCCUGUCGCACUUCCUGCCGCGCCCGGAACUACUGCCGGAGAAGCGCUUCCUCUUCUUCCCUCAGCUGGCCGCCUUCGCGGGGUCUCAGUUCCUACAGCGCCGGGUGCAACGCCUCAACCCCCAGCUGCACCUCUUUGGGCACACCCACUUCGCCUGGGACCAAGCCCUGGAGGGGGUGCGCUACGUCCAGGCACCUCUGGGCUCCCCCCGGGAGCGCCUGGCGCGGCCGCGGUCCAUGCGCCUCUCCGGCGGGGCGGGGACCUCCAGCGAGAGAGCCGUAACCGGUUACGGCCUUGAAGAAUAG